GGAGGUGGUGAGGAGCCAGGGGGCCCAGAGCACUGCUGGUGCUACUGCCCCACAGGAGAGGCAAGGGAGCGGGCAGGACGCUGAGGAGGAACAGGGGCCGGAGGAGGGGCACGAGGGAGGAGAGGUGGCGGGCGGCAGGCGGCGCAUGGCCGUGCAGAGGCUAGUGGCGGCGGCGGUGGCGGUAGCCCUGCUGUCCCUUGUCCUAAACAAUGUUGCAGCCUUCACCCCCAGCUGGGUCCUGCAGGCCCUGGAGGACGGACGCAAGCGGAGUGUGGGACUAUGGAGGAUGUGCCCCGCUGGUGGGGAAAGGGGCCGCGACGAUGUCCAGGCGGGGAGACGGGGGCAGGGGACACAGAGGCAGUGCGAGGGCCUGGGAUGGGGGUCUGAGUAUGCAGGCUACCAAGAAUCCCGCAGCACUGUCAAAUUGCAGUUUGACAUGAUGCGGGCAUGUAACCUGAUGGCGACUGUGGCCCUGACUGCUGGUCAGCUGAUCUUCCUUCUAGGCUUGAUGGAGCUGCCCUUCAUCACACAGGAAUCCCAGUGGUGGGAGGAGGCCAUUGCUGCACUCUUCCAGCUAGCCAGUUUUGUGCUGGUGAUUGGACUUGUGACCUUCUACAGGAUCGGACCCUACACACACCUGUCCUACUCCUGCUACUUGGACAUAGGGGCUUGCCUGUUGGCCACGAUGGCCGCAGCCAUGCUGAUAUGGAACAUUUUACAUCGCCGUGAUGACUGCCUUGCACCUCGAGUUAUAAUCAUCAGUCGCUCACUGGCAACACCUUUCCACCCACGUUUAGACAAUGACUACGUGGAGUCGCCUUGUUGAGCCAUGCGACUUCACAAGCCCAGCCAAUAAGGAGUACUAGACCACACUGACAGGACCGUCUACUACUAUUUGUUCCAGCUAGGAGCCUCCAGUGUGACUCUAAAGAGGACAUUCCUGUGGCUCUCAUCUCUCAUCUGUACAACAGCCGGACUAACAUGUGCCAGCAAUUGUAAAACUCUAUAUUUCACAACUUCUCCCAGCAUUAACAAAGAUUUAUUUUGCUGCUUAGUGCACAAAAGUCACAUAUUUAACUAAAAUGUCUGUAUAAAGCAGCCCUAAAUUUAAAAACAUAUUGAAUACUGUAUGAUGUUUCAUUUAUUCAAGAUUGGGUGAGCUAACUGGUAGCUAAAUAAUGUAAUUUGGAAGAGGACUGUCUGAUAUGAAACGAUCAAGCUGGCACUUGACCUAUUUUGUUAUAUGUGCACUUAUUAAAUGGCCUCCUGUGUAAUCAUAAAUUGGAAAUUUUGAAAGAUGUUGAAAAUGUAAUACCAGAAUACCUCAUAUUUGUUUUCUUCCAUUUUAAAGCUUAUUACAAUUCUAAUACAUAUUACUAUUAAUGAUAUAUGUUGCAAGUACGUAGGUAAAUUAACUAAGUAAAAGCUGAGGAGUGAGUCAAGCUUUCUGAUUGGGCUUCCCCAAAUCAGUGCCAAUAUUUAAUUCUAAAACUGCCAAUGAGAGGCGAUACUUUGAGCAAAUAAACGUCUACCUACUGAAAGACAUGAGGGAAUUUUCUCACUCUGAGUCAUUGCCCCAUGAAUAUCUUUCCUCUUAAAAAAGGAAAAUAAAAAAUACAAAUUACCUGCCAAUUAAUGUAUGUGAACUGAUUUGGAUUUUUUUUUAAAGCAGUAUUUGUUAAAUUGAUGGUAACAAAUGUUUUGGCGAUGUACUGCAUUUUGAAAUGACAUACACACUUCAUUAAGUUCAUUUUUCAUGAUGCUUUUCAUAUGAAACUCUGCUCGCUUGUGGUACAUAUUGUAUCCUUAAAUUAAUAUAAUAUAGUUGUAUAAAGAAUUGUGCUAUCAUUAGUAUUAGUAGUAGUAGUAUUGUGACCAUAUCAUACUUUGGCAAAGAACUCCAGGCUAUCUGUGGGUCUUCCACAUUGCCAAACAUAGGGGCACAUUAAAAUAAUAAUAUAUCACAUGAAUUCAAUAAAUUUAUUGGUUAAUAUUCAAACAUAUUGCUUGUUGUUGUUGCUGCAGUUUUGGUGUCCAACACCAUACUGGACAAAUGGACAAAACAGAUUUUCAUUAAACAUUAUUUUCAAUAUUA
This is a messenger RNA of Chelmon rostratus (copperband butterflyfish), 2095 nucleotides long. It is a transcript of the gene tmem204, whose product is annotated as transmembrane protein 204. Lineage: Eukaryota; Metazoa; Chordata; Actinopteri; Chaetodontiformes; Chaetodontidae. The record is from RefSeq and is a predicted model, not a curated record. The transcript has 3 exons. Bases 146 to 826 code for a protein of 226 amino acids.